CUGACUGACUGCUGAAGCUGUCCACGUUUGUCCGGUAACACAGUGUGUAUGUAAAUGAGCCGUGUCCGCUGUCGGUCCUCAGCAGCGCUCGGAGCUCCUUCAAAAGGUCGGACAUGAAGCUGCUGGACGAGCGGAUCUGGUCGCUGUUCAAGCGCCACUGGCAGCAGACUCUGACCUACUGGAGCGUGUUCUUCAGCUUCGGUCUCUGCAUCGCCUUCCUCGGACCCACCAUCCUGGACCUGAGGUGCCAGACCCAGUCCACCCUGCAGCAGAUCACCUGGGUCUUCUUCUCUCAGCAGUUCUUCCUGUUGGUGGGCAGCAGCAUGGGAGGACUCUUCAAGAAGACACUCCUGUCCUCCCUGAUAGCCCUGCUCUCCUGCACUUUCAUCAUCUCGCUAGUGUUUGCUAUCAUACCAUUAUGUCACCACAUUGUACUGUUGUCCAUUGCCAUGGCGAUUGCUGGCAAAGCCAUGGGGGUGAUUGACACCAUAGCCAACCUGCAGCUGGUGAAACUGUACCAGAAGGACUCCCCCAUCUUCCUGCAGGCCUUGCAUUUUUUUAUAGGCCUGGGAGCACUGGUCAGUCCCCUGGUAGCUGAUCCUUUCCUGUCAGAGGACAGCUGUGUCCUUGGUGCCAACUGGACCUCCAACUCAUCCUCCUCGGACCUGGAGCACCUCCGCAGCAGCAUGGCUGGGCAUGGAGCAGCGUUACACAACAUCUCCCAGUAUCCUCUGUACACCGAGGGUGUAGUCGUCACCAAGGUGUCCUACGCUUUCUGGAUCAUGGCUUUAAUCAAUCUCCCUGUGCCAGCAGCAGUGCUCACACUGAUGUACCAUGAGAGACUGCUGCCAUGCUCCAACAACAGUCCACGUCUGCUCGAUGGAAACUCUCCGUCCAACACGAGCUCCAGGGAGGACAGUGGUCAAGGUCAUGGGAGUGUGUUUGUCUGCUGUAACACUGCCAAGCUCUGGGUCCGCCCUGCUACUUUCUUCAUCCUCCAUGCUCUGGGUGGGGCUAUCCUCUUCCUCACUGAUGGGAUUAUAGGUUCCUAUGCCGGCUUUGUCUACACCUAUGCUGUGUCCCCACCUCUGCUCAUGGGUCAUAAGACCGCCGGCUGUCUGGACAGUGUAUUCUGGGCCUCCAUCACAGUUGGAAGACUGACUUUCAUCUACCUGUCCUACAGAUACACAGCACCCAGGCUGCUAUCCUUCAGUCUGGUUGGGGUCAUACUAGUGCAGUGCCUGUUGCUGAUCUUCUACACCAGCUGUGUAUUUCUCUUCAUUGGUACCUGUGUGUUGGGACUGUGCAUCAGUAGUGUGUUCCCCUCUAUGCUGGCAUUUACAGAGGAUAUACUGGAAUACAAAGGUUGUGCCACAACUGUCCUGGUUACGAGUGCAAGCACAGGAGAGAUGAUGCUGCAGCUGCUCGUUGGAUCUGUGAUCCACAGUGAGGGCAGUUAUGCUUUCCUGUUGUGCUGUACAAUAGCAUCAUUCAUCAGCCUCUGCCUCUUCCUGCUGUUCCUCUAUGUCCAGCACAUCCACAGGAACCACCACACAGAUUCAUCUAAAAACACAGAAAUGCAAGAGAAGCCCCAAACAGGAAGCUCCUGAUCUCACAGUCUGUGACAGGCCGACCCGAGGACACAAUUGACCAAGUGGCUCUGCUGCUGUCACUGUUGAAACCCUUUCUGAGGCUACAGCCUUGUACCUUAUUGUCUGAAUUUGAGAUUUUUUUCUGAACUUUUUGCUGGACAUAAAGAGAAGUCUGUUCUAAAGCCUGAUGAUCAACGUGCAGCUCAAAGGAUGACUGGUGCGCGACUUGAUUUACUGUUCGGCACAAUCAUCUUUUGCAGCACAUUAUAGUGAUAUUCGAAAGAGAUUUUAAUGAUUAAAUAUUGCCUUUUUAUGUAAGUGAGUGGACUGUGGUGGGUUUCUGAAGUCUGCUCUUUAACACCUGCAACAUAAUUGGUUGCUGCUGUUGAUAUGUCUCAUAUGAAUCUGUGUACACACUACUGUUGUGAUUUUCUGCUGAUUGCAUGGGCAUUACUGUAAUAACACAUGACGUAAUGACAGAAUACAGACAUUGUUAGAGAUCUUUAAUUAUUGGUCUCGACUAUCUCUUCCAUUAUAAACACAUCCUCUACACCUCUCACACAUCAAUACGCCACUUAAGACAAGCAGCUUGUAAACAUUUGAAAAAGCAUCAAACAAAACUGGACAGAACAAAGCAAGAACUGUGUCAUUUCUUUUUAAAAUGAGAUUUUACAUUUCAAGGUAAGUUGAAGGAAAAACAUCAUCAGAAGAUACAAAUGAAGACAUAUGCAAAUGAUAAGUCCUAUAAGACUUAAUGGAGGAAAGUCUUUUUAAAUGGGUUCUGGGGUUAUAAUGCAGCUAUUUUAUGUUUUUUUUUUCAUCAAAGUUACUGCAAAACUGCAAUAUAAGCUUCCAAUUCUAUUGGGCUCCGUUAUAAAUUCAAAUAAAUAAAUAUUGUGUGGUUGUGCCUAAUCACAAAUUAUUGUAAAUGGUUUGAUAUAUAUUGUAAAAUAUUAGAUUUAUCGUAUAAAAUACGAAGUGCAUAAUUUUAUCCUCCCUUUGGGAAAAUAUACAUUUCAUAGUAAGCAAACGUCACCAACAUUUCAUCAAAGAGGAAAUCUGAGUCAUAGAAAAGUGACAGAAUCCAAUACUACAGGAACCCCAAAAGUUUAAGUGCAAACGUUCCAUCACAACAUCUGCUUGUACAAUAUCAACACUAUAUCAAAACACUUUACAUAUAAAACAUAGAUUUAGAUUUCUCCCCAUAAGGCUUUGAUUCCCAAAAAAUAGCCAAUACCUCCAUGGGGCAGCCGCCUCCCAAAUAGGCAAGAGGAAAAACAACAUAAAGAAACACAUGCACAAGGAGAACAUUAUAUCAGAGAACCAAAUCUCUAACCAUGUGGCAGUUACAAAAAUAGAAAUUAAUCUUAAAAUCGGUGUUACAGGAAAAUGAAAGGAGAAUACACAAAAAUAAUAAACAGGAUUUUUAUAUAUAUAUAUAUAUAUAUAUAUAUAUAUAUAUAUAUAUAUA
This is a messenger RNA of Acanthopagrus latus (yellowfin seabream), 3063 nucleotides long. RefSeq names its product major facilitator superfamily domain containing 4Aa (gene slc60a1a). NCBI's taxonomy places the organism in Eukaryota, Metazoa, Chordata, Actinopteri, Spariformes, Sparidae. The record is from RefSeq and is a predicted model, not a curated record. Bases 114 to 1610 code for a protein of 498 amino acids. The transcript is spliced from 10 exons.